GCACUGAGACAAGAGAGGCACCUGAGGGGUUCCCUCCUGGGGUAGCCCGUCCUGCUGUUGGCACUGUCUGGCAGGGAGUGGGAGCUCUGAGGCCGCAGGAUCCUGCCGCUGGCUGUGGCAGCUGUGGCACUUGGGAGCUGGCACUGUGGGGGCAAUUGUGAGGUUUAGCCUGGAGCUGUGCCCAGCUGGGGGAGGCUGGGAGAAAGCAAGGAGCCCCAGGAGCCAGACAGCAGGGAAGUCUCUGACCCAGUGCCAGUGUGUGCCACAUGGAAGCCUGGCUGGCAGAUGGGGCUGCAGGCCGCUCCAUGGCGGGGUGCCUUGCCCGGGGCUGCAGCGCCCAUGGCCGACCCUCUCCUUACAGUGACCUCGCAGACGGCCACUGGUGCUGAGCGCCGAAAGGAGCCGCUCCGUGGGAAGGGGCAGAAGGACACAGCCUCUUCAGACCCACAGCAGUCCUUGCUGAAGGCACUCUCCUUGCUCGGCAGCGAUGACUGGGAGCUGAAGGAGAAGGCACUCUUCAACAUCAAACAGCUGGCCGAGUCCCAUUCAGCAGUCCUGCUUUCUAGACUUCGGGAUAUUUGCAUGGCAGUUACCAGCGAGGUGAGAACAUUGCUCUGAAUUGUUCCCCUUACU
Messenger RNA from Vidua chalybeata, 633 nucleotides. RefSeq names its product TOG array regulator of axonemal microtubules protein 2-like. Lineage: Eukaryota; Metazoa; Chordata; Aves; Passeriformes; Viduidae. The coding region runs from base 286 to 618 and encodes 110 amino acids. The transcript is spliced from 2 exons. The record is from RefSeq and is a predicted model, not a curated record.